AUGCGAUUCUACAAAUACCAGUUCCAAAAAACCAUAAUUUUUGGCAGCCAAGGUGAUGUUGUUCUUGGCCUUUAUGUUGGAAGCGGUAUAGACACUGUUGUCUCCGGCAAUCUACUUCUACAAGAGGUUAUCAAGUACGGAGCUACCAGUGCUGCAUCCCAGACCGAUCAAUUUGCAGCCCAGGUUUGCGGAAAUGAGUAUGAUGGAUCUCAAACCAUGGGCCUCAUUGUCAGUACUACUGGUGACUACGAAGUAUUGCAGUCAGCCAUGCAGAGCUGGGCAAAUGCCUCAUGUGUUACUGGUUACGACAGUGUCGCUUAUAGCAAUACCACUAUAGCGACAAUACCUGCCACAACCUCUGCAAAUCUUCAAGUUGUUGAUGUUCAGAAUUCUCAGAGUGCCUCGAUCCAGACUCGAGACACCACAUGCUCAUAUAUUCUUGUUGUCUCUGGUGACAGUUGCGGAACCCUGGAUACUCGUUGUGGUAUUACUGCGGCGGAGCUCAGCGAGUAUAAUCCUAGCUCUACACUUUGCUCUACCCUGGCGGUUGGGCAAGCUAUUUCCUGUUCAUCAGGAGAUCUACCUGAUCUUUCUCCUCAAGAAGGUCUUCUUGCCCAAGAAUAUUCUCUUACUGUCGAUGAAAUUGAAGAGUAUAACACAGAGACUUGGGGUUGGAUGGGUUGCGACGAUUUGCAAUUGGGUGCUGCGAUUUGUCUGAGCACUGGAGAUCCUCCAAUGCCCGCAAUCAUAUCCAAUGCUGAGUGUGGACCACAGCUUUCUGGCACAGUACGACCAAGCGACUGGUCUGAUAUCAGCUUGUUGAACCCAUGUCCUUUGAACGCCUGUUGCGAUAUUUGGGGUGAAUGCGGCAUUACACCGGAUUUCUGCACUGCAACAGAUUCAUCUACGGGUGCACCUGGUACAGCUGCCACUGACUCCAAUGGUUGUAUUUCCAACUGCGGAACAGAAAUUACCAACAAUGAUGAAGCCCCGGACCAGUUUUUCAAUAUUGGGUACUAUGAGGCAUUUGGAGUGUCCAGACCCUGCCUUGAUAUGAACGCAAGCCAAAUACCGUCUUCCUAUUCCCAUAUCCACUUCGCAUUUGGUGGAGUCACCGACGACUACCAAGUGGACCUGUCGACCUCUGAGGACCAGUUCAGCGAAUUUGUCAAUAUGAACUCCUUCAAAAAGAUCCUUUCAUUUGGAGCUUGGUCAUUCUCAACGAGUCUCGAUUCAUAUCCGAUCUUCCGAGAGGGUGUUUCCGAUGCCAACAGACUUACAUUUGCACAGAGUGUUGUCGACACAGUCAAUGACUAUGAUCACGAUGGUGUAGACUUUGACUGGGAGUACCCAGACGCCCCUGAUAUUCCUGGUAUUCCCGCAGGAAAUGCCACAGAUGGUCCUAAUUAUUUGGAAUUCUUAACCACUCUCCGUGAUCUUCUUCCAUCCGACAAGUCUAUCUCAAUGGCUGCUCCAGCGUCCUACUGGUAUAUGAAGGAAUUUCCGGUUGCCAAUAUGUCUGAAGUUCUCGAUUAUAUUGUCUACAUGACAUAUGACCUUCAUGGACAAUGGGACUACAACAAUUCAUUCGUCAACCCUGGCUGCCCAACUGGAAACUGCCUUCGUUCUCAUGUUAAUCUGACUGAGACGGAGUAUGCGCUGGCCAUGAUUACUAAGGCUGGUGUUCCUGCUAACAAAGUGGUUGUUGGCAUUGCGAGUUAUGGUCGAAGCUUUGGCAUGGACGACCCAAGCUGUACUGGACCAGAAUGCCUUUUUGUUGGCCCAGACUCCACCGCAACAGAGGGUGAUUGCACUGCUACAGCGGGUUAUAUUUCCCAGGCCGAGUUGGAGGAGUAUAAUUCUACAGAUACCCUUUCAAAACGUUCUGUUGAACUUUGGCACGAUGACAGCAGUGAUUCCGAUAUGAUGCUAUACGGCGACGACACAUGGGUAGCUUAUAUGUCGAAUGCUACAAAAUCAUCUCGUAUAUCGCUAUAUGCGGGUUACAAUUUCCUGGGCACCGUGGACUGGGCCGUGGAUCUUGCCACUUUCGUCGAGAGCGAGGAUAUCACCACUACUGACGGCAGCUUGAAUGUCACCGAAGCGAUAGAGGCGUUCGCUGAGGGUCUAACUCUCAGUAACUACAGUAUGGUUGGAACCAUGUAUGAUGCCAACUACACUGAUCUUGCAACUCGAAUUAUCGGUUUUGAUGGCUGCUCAUAUGACCAAUGGAACCAGGUAUACUGGGGCUGGCAACAGUCUUGGAAAAUUAUGAAUUACAUGUAUGAUCUGGUCAAUGACGGCUUGAUCAACCUCAAUGAGGGGGCUGCUAUUGAAUAUUUGGGCCCACCUGCCCUAAAUCAGGAUGAGCAAGCGCAUUACAAAGACGUUUUUCUGAACCUUGCGACAAUCCAGCCAGCCUAUACCUCGAACGAGGACGCUAAGUACAAAGUUGCCCGUAUCAACUUCUGCCCGGGGUACUUUGCCAUGGACACUCUUGACCAAGCCAUGCGGACUGCCGACAAAGGACUCGGUGCGGAUUGGUACUGGCAAAAUGGGGGGACCAACCCAGGUUACUGGACUCUUCGCAACUCGGAAAGCUUGUCUCUGUAUGGCAUGGCCCUAUACGUGCAGAAGGCACUGGGAGACAUAUAUCCACACCUCCCGCUGGCACCCGAGACUCCCAUUAAUGUUGGACAAAGCAUCGCUAUCCCUGGUCUCUUUGAGAUGUUUGCGAACGGUACAGCUGAAAUUACCUUCAAUUCAAAUUCUGAUGAUGACACCGUCUGGUCUACUGAUGAAGGCGCAUGUGCUGCUAUGGAUGACCAGGAUUAUGACAUGAACACAGGCGACGGUUAUGUCCUCACUCUGAGUGCCGACUUUGCUGUUCAAUCCGACUACCCCUCUGACUACUUAUCCAGCCGGUCUUCCUGA
Penicillium malachiteum is the source of this 2934-nucleotide messenger RNA. Its product is annotated as glycoside hydrolase family 18 protein. NCBI's taxonomy places the organism in Eukaryota, Fungi, Ascomycota, Eurotiomycetes, Eurotiales, Aspergillaceae. Gene Ontology annotation, biological process: carbohydrate metabolic process. The record is from RefSeq and is a predicted model, not a curated record. Bases 1 to 2934 code for a protein of 977 amino acids. Gene Ontology annotation, molecular function: chitin binding. The transcript has 7 exons.